UCACUGCGCUCCCAGCGCCGCACUCUCCCGAGUGUGACACUAGCUCGGCCCGACCCCUCCUUUUCUAUAGGUCCCUCUUGGCGGCUACAGGAAGACACUCCUCCCCCCCAAACUAGAAUGCCAUCCUCUUUUGGUCCUCCAUGCCUGCCCUUCAUGGACCCCGAAACCACCGUCGAAGAGCCUGAAGCUGCACGCCUGCGUUUCCGGGGGUUCUGCUACCAGGAGGUGGCAGGUCCCCGAGAAGCCCUGGCCCGGCUGCGCGAGCUGUGCCACCAGUGGCUACAGCCUGAGGCAUACUCCAAGGAGCAGAUACUGGAGCUGCUAGUGCUGGAGCAGUUCCUGGGUGCACUGCCCCCUGAGAUCCAGGCCUGGGUGCGAGGUCAGCGGCCAGGCAGCCCUGAGGAAGCCGCUACCCUGGUUGAGGGGCUGCACCAUGAUCCUGGUCAGCUGCUGGGCUGGAUCACAGCCCACGUCCUGAAGCCGGAGAUGCUCUCUGCAGCCCAGAAGACAGAGGAGUCCUCUGGGAGCCCGUACCCCUCAGAGACAGUGGAGCCCCCUGGGGCAGCCCCUGGGGAGGGUCCACAGGAUGCCAGGAUGGAGGGGUCUGCCCAGCUCAGCUACAGUGUGAAGGAGGAGCCCAAUGCCAAUGGCCAGGAGAUGGCACCCUCCAACCCACCACUUCCAGUCCAGCCCCCUGAGGCCCACCUUGGACAUCAGGAACCAGCCUCCACAUCCUCUCAUCUACCCAGAAUUCAGGAGGAAUGGGGGCUGCUGGACCUGUCGCAGAAGGAGCUUUACUGGGAUGCGAUGCUGGAGAAGUACGGCACUGUGGUCUCGCUGGGCUUACCGCCCCCCAGGCCGGAGGUGCAUGCAGAGGCAGAGCCUGGGACACCGAGCGUGGGGACCGAGGUCCUCAGAAGCCUCCGCCCAGGAGAUGAGAGUGACAGCCACUGCGAGGGUCCUCCCUGCCCAGAAGCCCAGCUGCCCCAGGGUCCAGGACCUGUUACCUGGGAGGGCCCAUCCAGGGCUACUGCAUCCACCCUGGGGACACCCAUUGCGUGUCCCCCGCCCACAGCCCCGGGGGUUGGGCUAGAGCCAGGUACCCCUCCAAGGAAGCCCUACACAUGUGAGCAGUGUGGCCGUGGCUUCGAGUGGAAGUCAGUAUUCGUCAUCCAUCAUCGGACACACAUGCGGGCCCCAGAGUUGGCCGUCGGGGUAGCAGAGAAGUCGCCGCAGGGUCCCCGGGAGCCGGCUGCUCCUCGCCACCUCAGGCGCUCACUUGCAGGCCCCCGGAGCUACGCGUGCGAGGAGUGUGGGCGCAGCUUCAGUUGGAAGUCGCAGCUGGUCAUCCACCGCAAGAGCCAUGCUGGGCAGCGGCGCCACUUCUGCAGUGACUGUGGCCGGGGCUUCGACUGGAAGUCUCAGCUGGUCAUCCACAGGAAGAGCCACCAGCCAGAGGCUCCAUGAGCAGAUAGAGAGGGUGCUGGCCUUGGAGGUCUUGGGGGCUGGCUCCAGUACAGCUGUCUGUCUGGGAGUCUCUGAAGGCAGAAGGGGACACUGGACUGAACCAGGGGUCCCAAGAGAGUCUUUUCCCUGGCCUGGCCUCCCACAAAAGGCCACCUGGGUGUGAGGAAAAGAAGCUGCUUCUUCUCCUCCUGCCCCUGCCUUCUGGAGUGAGGUCUGGAUUGGAAUUCAUGGGUUACUAGUGAAUGUGGGGUGACUGCCAAGCCCUGAGCACCUCACCUGUGCCAUAGUGCAGACUGAGGACACUUCCUCCUCCUGGGACUUUGUUUCCCAGGUGGAUGCUCAAAAGCUUUGCCUUCCUGCCUCUUGGGCUGGACCUGAGGUCUCAGAGUGGAAGGCAGCAGAAAGCCCAGGAAAGCAUGGCUGGCUUUUGUUUGUCUGGCUCCAUGUGACCCUUGAACCUCCACAUGCAUGUUAGAUUUUUAACAUAAAUUCUUGGUUUCUGGCUUCUGCUGGUCAGAAGAUCAGCAAGGUGCUCUCCUGCCUGGUAGCUGGAGCCACAAGGCAGCUGAGCCCAGAAGUGCCAACCCUCCUGUUGCCAUAGUCCCCAAUUCCCCAGCCUACCUGGUUCCUUGGUUGCCGACAUCACUCACAAUCUCGCCGGCCUUUGAGCUCUUGAGCCCAGGCUUGGGUGGACAAUAAGGGGACUUCCUUUUCAAGCAUGGAUGAACAAGGGUGACCUCUGAGAAGAGAGGCCACAAACAGGCGUCACAGGGACUGUGUAUACUUCUAGGUCAGGGCUGCACCCCAUGUGGUCAGUUGGUCACACAGCAGGAGGGCAAACGGCCAGCCCCCUGCUGCCAGAGAGAUCUGGUUGCAUUUAUGAGCAGUCACUCGUGACUUACCAGUGCACCAUAUGAGCUUCCUAUUGCUGCUCUAACAAACUUGGUGGCUUGAAACAACACAUUUAUUCUAGGGCUCUGAAGGUCAGAACUGUGAUUGGGUCUCACUGGGCUAAAAGCAAGGUAUCAACAGGGCUGAUUCCUCCUGGAGGCUCCAGGAGAGAAUCUGUCUUGUUGCCUUCUCUAGCUUCUGGAAGCUGUCUGCAUUCCUUGGCAUGUGGCCCCUUCGUCUUCAAAGCCAGCAAUGAAUGGUCAAGUCUGUCUUAGGCUUCGAGCUCUCUGACUCUGGUCCUCCUGCCUCCUUCUCAUAAAGACUUUGGUGAUUACAUUUAGGGCCUCCUGGUAAUCCAUGAUAAUCUCCCCAUCUCAAGGUCUUUCAUUACAUCUUGUCCCCUCCCCACCUGCACACUUAAUCACACUUGCAGAGUCCCUUUCGUCAUGUGACAUAACAUGUUCACAGGUUCCAGGGAUUCUUGGGGGGGGGGCUUACUCAGCACCCUUCUCUGUUUCCUUCCUACUCUGAAAACGAAGGGCAUUUUCAUGGGGGAUGUUUUUGGGAAACAGGUGCACACUUGGGAGGGAGCCCUGAAGCAUGUGCAUGAGUAGCAGGUGGAUGUUGAGGGUGGCUGCCGUGGUUACCCAGGCGGGGGCCUUGCUACAGCCUGAAGCUGGAACGGGGGAGGUCUCCCUUUGGAGGGUUGGUCUCCAUCCUCAGUCUUCUGAGGACCUUCUAGCCAGUUGCUCCUAUGCUCAGGCCUCUGGCAGCAGGACCAGGCUGGAGAUGAAGCUGGGGGGAGGCAAUCUGGUGGGCAAGCAGGAGGCAAGAUCAGUGUGCUGGUGACAAGGAGGAGGAGGACAAAACCCAUGGACUCGAGCCAGGCCCUGGCUUCAGAAGGGAGAGCCUGGGUGUA
Cynocephalus volans (Philippine flying lemur) is the source of this 3277-nucleotide messenger RNA. RefSeq names its product zinc finger protein 446 (gene ZNF446). Gene Ontology annotation, biological process: regulation of DNA-templated transcription. Bases 118 to 1467 code for a protein of 449 amino acids. The transcript is spliced from 6 exons. The record is from RefSeq and is a predicted model, not a curated record. NCBI's taxonomy places the organism in Eukaryota, Metazoa, Chordata, Mammalia, Dermoptera, Cynocephalidae.